Messenger RNA from Tribolium castaneum (red flour beetle), 639 nucleotides. RefSeq lists its product as uncharacterized. NCBI's taxonomy places the organism in Eukaryota, Metazoa, Arthropoda, Insecta, Coleoptera, Tenebrionidae. The coding region runs from base 82 to 549 and encodes 155 amino acids. The record is from RefSeq and is a predicted model, not a curated record. The transcript is spliced from 4 exons.
AGUUGAAAAAGCAAAAAUCACCAAACAUUUGUUGCGUCUCAGAACAGGUGAAAUUUCAAAUCAUUUUUUUGUAAAUCAACAAUGAAUUCUUUUAAUACAAGUGCAGUGUCAGAGAGUACGCAAAACGUUCCACUAGACGAAAAUCCAGGCCGUUCUACCCCUGCUCCUGAACAGACGUAUUUUUUCACCGGGACCGUUGAGCGCGUAUUAGCAUGGAACAGAAUAUUCAAACAUCCUUGCUACUUCGAAGUCAUUGCGUAUGUGCUUUCGUUGCAAGAGGGUGAGCUUAACUGCCACAAAACCAUUCUCUUGAAGGACAAAAAAGGCCCCAUAUUGCAAGCUACCUACUACUCGAACUACAAUAUUGACGAAAGCGUGAUACGUGUGGGCCAAAUGUUACGAUGUGUUGGUUACAUGACUGGUGUCAACACUUUAACCGCUGUGAGCAUUAGAUCGGCAACUUCUGACGAAGUGGCCGCCUUGAAGCGCUUCUGCUACAUUGGCGAUUUCACCAUUUCUGGGUUAAUUAAUGGCGAAAAUAAGAAAUAAUAUUGUUGGUUGCCUAAAAGCCGGGCGUUUGAUUUAUUUGAAAAUGAAAAAUGUCACUAAUUUUCAAAAAUAAAUGUUUCCUGUGUUUGA